Messenger RNA from Xyrauchen texanus (razorback sucker), 8048 nucleotides. RefSeq lists its product as uncharacterized. Bases 215 to 5941 code for a protein of 1908 amino acids. Gene Ontology annotation, cellular component: cytoplasmic vesicle. NCBI's taxonomy places the organism in Eukaryota, Metazoa, Chordata, Actinopteri, Cypriniformes, Catostomidae. The transcript has 12 exons. The record is from RefSeq and is a predicted model, not a curated record. Gene Ontology annotation, molecular function: protein binding.
GACAGAAGCAAGGAAAGAGAAUAACGGCGUAUAAUAAUGCCCUUGUACGCAGGAAUAUAGAUAGAUAUCAAGAAUGAGUCCUUUCUAUCCUUUUGAAAAUGAGAUGCCUCUUGAUAUUUCAGGUAGUAACAGGAUCCAAGAUGUGACCUCAUAUGUUUAGACACCCCUUAGACAAAUAACAAAAAUAGUACCAGGACAUAAACGCUAUCUCACCAUGCAUCCCUCAUCUCGCCCAUCUGUGCCCUCACGAUCCCGCAGAUUUGACAAAAGGCAACCAGAAGCCAAGUCAAGCCAAGGACCCAAAAGGGUGGACAAAAACGUUAGCACAGCAUCUUCCUCCCCUCGACUUGGCACCCGGGGACCACCUGCGUCUUUCAGGUUAAAGGGCCCCAGUCAAGGUGUACGAGCCCCAGUAGUUCAGGCCAAAUUGGUUCGGCCACAAAAGAACACUGCUAGUGCAAUUCCAGCAAAACCAAAAAGUGUACGCACUUUUUCAAACCUAGAUGUGGACCCAAACUGCAAUGAACCCAGCCUACCAUGUUUGUGUUGUGAUGGCCAUUCACCUCAGGAUAGCAACAGCCUUUAUAAUCACAACCAUAACAACAAUAACACUGUUACCAUCAGACAACAAAUGAAGACAGCACCACCAUCUCCUCACAAGGAUAAAUUGGCUGUUCUAAAACAAGACGUAAAAGAAGAUGAGGGCAAGCUGGAAAUUAACCAACCUCAUGCCAUCCCAGUGGAGGAGAGAGAUGAGGAAAAUGGCAAUGUGGAUGAAAAAGAUGGAGCUGGCCUCAAGAAUAAUGACAAAAGUAUAAAUGUGAAUGACAAUGUCGAUGUGAAUGGUAACGGCAAUGGUGAUGGAGAUAAUGAUGAUGAAGAUGAAGACGAUGAAGAUGAUGAUACUCUUGUCCCUUCUUGCUGCAAUUGCCCAGAAUCCAUGCUGGACUUCUCUCUCACAUCUUCUACCUCGUCUUCUACCACAUCAAUUAGCAGCUGCUCAGAUCUGGAGUGUGACUGCCCAGAUACAUUCUCACUGUCAUCACAGGACCAAGAAGCUCCUGAAUGCUAUCCAUCCAACCAUUCCCCAGCCUCCCACAGCCCAAACUUUCAGACCAAUAUCUUACCAUUGGAUCUCAAUGCUUCUGACAGACCACCAAUUUCCCAUUGCUCUUCUGAUGAAGGCUAUCCCUCUGCCCCAUCCUCCCCCUCCUCUGACUUCUCAGAGAACAAGGCAUCAGAAAAAUUGGAUCUCCUCAACUUUAUAGACUCCAUGGAAGAGUUAGGAAAAGCAGAUCUGUUCUACCGCAUUGUUCAGAUUGUACAUUGGGAACUGGAUAGUGAGCUGAUUGUGAAAGAUAGACUGGAUCAUCAACAGAAGCUUCAGAGGGUCAACAAAGAGGUCAAACUGGCCUAUCUUGUGAAACUUCAGGAGGAAGGAUUUGAUUUUGAUAAUAAGGAUAUAACUGGACUUUUAGAUGAAAUGGGCAAUAUUGACAUUCCAUGGAAGCUGUAUAAGAGCAAUAAAAAAGAAUUAUGUGAUGCCCAGGAAUUGUCUGAUGCAGGGGUGUAUCUGACAGCCCCUUCUGAGCUUGAUGAAACCCCUUUGCCUGAUUCUCUUGCUCCAUCACCACUGAAUCUUCCUCCCCCUCCCCGGCCCCCAAAACCUCCAAAAAGGCAUGCAAGUGCUCACCCAGACUCACACAUGUACAAAACCAUCAGUGGACAUACCUUUGCAGUCUCAUCCAACAAUGACAGUACUCCUUUCUCCAUAAGUGCCUCUGUUCCUCCAUUGCCUCAAUUGCCAUCUUCACCCACAGCCUCCAAACCUCAUACCCUUCCUCCUCCUCCAGCACAGCCUGUGCCCUACUUCACCUUAAAUACAGACUCCCCCACUCUCACCUUCCCCACACCACCCAUUCCACCUCCUAGAAGACGGCACAAGGCCCGCCUGGAGGCUCAGAGACUUGCUGAGCUUGAAAAAGAAAAUACCCCCCACUCUCUUCCACCUCCAACGUCCAGACCUCCACCAUUGCCACCUCCACCUGUGUUGUCACCACCUCCAGCUAUUCCACCUCCACCAUCACUCCCACCCCCUCCAACUUUUCAUGCAUUGGAUGUGGAAAUCCGAAAGUUGCUUGCAUUGGCAGGGCUCACCCAAGCUGAAUUGCUUAAACUCAGUCCUGAGUUGGGUGUCUGUGUUGAUGUGGUCCUGGAGAAUGAUCAAGAGGCAAUAUCUGAUGUCUCUCAGGUGGGAGAAAUUAGAGUAAACAGGACACAAAAUGAUAAUAAAGGGGUUGUAGAUGAGGGGUUGAAUUCCAGAUUGAGAGAAGGAACUAGAUUUAGCAAAGACAGGUCUACUUGUUUGAAGGAAUUAGAUAUACUCAAUAAAAAGGAUGAUUCUAAAGAUGAACAGAAAGAAGCAAACAGGACAAUGUCCUUCACAGAAAUGGCAAGGCAAUAUAAGAAGAAUGGUGGAAACUGUAAUAAUAGCUGUAGCUGUGGUUUUGUAACCACUGUUUCCUUAGCUCCCUGCUCAUAUUACUGUACCGAUCUUAGCAAUACAAACAUCCCGAAUAUUAGCUUUGGGAAUUUUGAUUAUACUUCAGUGAUGUCUGACACCCCACCACCACCUUUGCCCCCUCGUCCACCAGUUUUCAAUUCUUCUGAACUUCCACCUCUCAAGCCAUGCACUCUACCUGCCAAUGCCUUUCGCCCAGAUAGGUUUGACUGGUUGAUAGCCUUCACCCCAGAUGCAGAGUCUCCACCCCUUGAGAUGAAACAAUCAUCUAAUGAUGGCAUGCUACACAAAGAAACUUCAGGCUCAAAAGUCACAACCUUUAAAGAAUUACGCAAUAAAUGCAAAAAGGGUUCCCCACCGCCUCCUGUUCAGCCAGAACCAGAUCCAACUGUAAUCACCCCAGACCCAGAUUUCCUGUACAACCUCAAAUGGAGGAAAGAGAAGAUUGAUGGGGAUGGCUGGGAAUAUACUCCCCAUGCACAAGCUUCUUUUCUUCAGCCACCACCCACUCCAGCCUCAUUGUCCCUCUUUAGGGAAAUGUGCCACCUGAAUAUACAAGAGGAUUGUCCAGCAGAUCUGUCCAGCAAAGCUUCCCAACAAAUCAGCUGUUCAGUCAGUGAAGGCAGCCUGAAGAGUAUUUGUAGCGAAAGAGAAAAAGAGGGUCACACCAAAAAGACAGAUGAUGAAGCAAAAUUGGUGGUUAGAGGAAUGGCAGAUGGAGCGUGGACUUUGGAAUCAAGGACAACAGUGUCCUCACCUCCCUUAUCUCUUGCCUUGCCCAACUCCUUGACCUCGCCUUAUUACCUGCGCACUGGUCCGCUGUCACAAGCCUUCCAGUUUUACCACACUGAUACAAACAGGGAUCAUGCCAUGGCCCAAAGUAGGGCUUCUAUUUCCAAACCAUGCAUAAAUCUAAACUCUGACCCCUGUAGAGAAGACUAUACUGACUCACUUAACUGUGCUGGCUCAGAAAACAAUACGUUUUUGUUCUGUAAACAAAGAAAUUAUCACAAUGGUAACAUGGAUUCUUUGUACCACCAGUGCAAUCAUGCUGACAGCUUUUUCGAUUCUUUUUACCUCUAUGGCCCUGAUUCUGAAAUCAAGACUACAAAUUUCUGUCCUCUGUAUAACAGUGAAUUAGAUCCAAUACAAAAUGAAGAUUCACUCUACUGUGAUGGCAAAUACACAAGAAAUACCCUGAAGCUUUUUUCUGACCCUGAACCAUUAACUGACUUUAACACACUCACUGACGGCGACAUAACGCCAUACAAAAACAUUGAUAUGCAAAGCUACAUAGCAAUGCGGAACCUUAAAAAUCAGAGAGAUGCGAACAAAAACAGUUACCAAAAUGCUAAUUAUCUGUUUGAUUUGAAUUCUGGAAAAACAGACGAUCCAGAACUACUAAUUGACUCAUUUUUAUACCACAAUAGCAAUGAAAAGACAACGCAAAACAAACAAGAGGUUGUAUCUUUCCCUGCCUACUACCUUUACCACCCCAAAAACUGCCCCUUGCACAAAGGUGCACCCCCACACCUGUCCCCCGUAGGUGCAAUUUCCCCUCCUCAUAAGUCUGGGCUGACAAUUUCUGGCACAAAUGUUGCCCGUCUCUGUUCACCGCUCUCCGCUCGCAGUCAUACCCUUCCUGCCCUUGCCGCCCCCCUCUAUUACCCGUAUCUGUACACCCCACCUGUUCAAACCCCUCUGCGGGAACCAUCGGUCCCCAUACUUCACUUUCAACAGAGUCCACCACAGCUUACUUUGACUGUUCGCAGCUUCUCAUUUACUGGCUGUGAUCAGAAGAAUGUGUCCUGGAUUGGAGAUGAUGUGAGGGCCUCACUGAAAUCUGACGGGCUGUCUUCUGCAUGCCUGCAGGAAAAGAGAACUUUUGUCAAUGCUGUCAGUUUGGCAGUAGAAGCUAUUUUGGCUCAGUUCAGUUCAUCCAGGACCGUGGUGCAGAAGUUUCACUCAGUAGAUAAGGCCCUUUCUGGAGACAGCAGUGUAAAUCCCUCUCUGGGUCGUCUCGUACUGCAGUGCCUUUGUCCUGCCCUGCGCACCCUGCUCUGUGAUGGACUCAGACCCCACCAGAGUGACCUCAUCACUGGCAGAAGGAUGAAUUCACCCUGGAGAUUGGUUCAGGCCUUCACCAAACCAGGCCCAGGAACACAGGCUUUGCACAGCCUCCAGAAUAAAGUAGCAGGGCUUCCCCAGCUUAAGCUGAGCAGACACAGGUUUAAUGCCUUCCUGUUUGGUCUUCUCAAUAUCAAGCUCCUGGAUUACUGGUUUUCUCAUCUGCUGUCCUGCAGUGAUGUGUUAGAGACAUAUUAUCGGCCUACUUCCUUCAUGCGUCUGUCACUCACGUCCUGUCAGCCCCUUUUUGAGGAGCUCCUCCUCCUACUGCAGCCUCUCUCUCUUCUAACCUUUAACCUCGACUUGCUGUUUCAGCAUCAUCACCUUGAUCCCACCUCCCCAACUAUUACACCAGCGAGUCACAGACCUGAGAAAUGUAGCCCGCCAAAUGAAGACUUCAGCUUCCACUUAUCACCCAAGGGGCUUUUCCAAGGGAGUGGCCAUCAUCUUGGGAGCAUUUUAGAGCAAGACCCUGGUGGUUUGUAUUUACAAGAUGCCAAUCCAGGUCUCACAAGCCUGCCCAGUCAUGUUCUUGAUGUGUUUGAAGAGUCAGCCUAUCGCAAUCCAAUUGUGCUGUCAUCCGGUGUCACCAAGGAGGUAGCCAGUCCUCCAUUAUCGUGGUUCAAAGGGAGUGAGAUCUCAGCAGCUCUUAGUGGCAGGAGUGGAGCAUGUCUUUCGCAGCAGGCAGGCCAGGCCCUUCAUCAAGGCUGGGGUGCAGUGAUGCGUCUCGGGGAGCGUUUUGGGCAGAACAUUGGUUUGGCCAACUCUAACUCCACAGAGGAUGUUAAAGCUCCUAACUCACCAGAUGACUCAAAGACUGGCUUCUCACUGAAUCCAAAAAGUCCAGUUGAAAACAGUCAGCAACCAAGAGCUGUAGAGUUUUCCAUGUGGGAUAGUGGAUCAGCUGUUCCUUGGGGCAUGGGAAGGCUCUUUGGAGCUUCGAAGAGCUCAAAUAACCCUCCACCAAGCAGGCGCCCAUCUCAGUGGCUCUCCUCUGGCAUAUCUGUCCUUACCCGCAUAGUGAACAUUGGCCAGGGUUCUCCAUCUGAAAUGAGAGAGCUCCAGAAAUGCAAAGAAGAUAAAAAUGAAAAGAGAAAGGAAACCAGAGAUCAGCCGAGGCUCUUAAGGGUGGUCAGAACUCUGUGUGACCACACCGGAAUUGGGACAGAACUGAGCUUCAGGAAAGGUGAGGAGCUUGUUCUAUUGGGUGGUGUGGACCAUGACUGGAUUCGAUGUCGUCAAGGUGACAAGGAGGGCCUUGUUCCUAUUGGUUAUGCUUCACUUGUCAUGUGACUUUAUUCCUAAAUUUUACCUGGAUGUUUGUGUAAAGUAAUAUCAGGGUAUAUUUACUUAAGUUUAAGGAAAAAGAGACAUAUAUAAAUGUAGUAAAUAGUAGCUGUGUUAUGUGUUUAACUUUGACCAUCGUUGCCUGGUGUGUGAUAUCUGAAAUAUUUUCUGUGAUAUAUAGGACACAACUCACAUUACUGAACAAAUCAUAAAUAUUUACCAUAGAUUAACAAAGAUAGAUAGACAGAUAAGACUUAAAGUGAGUAAUGAAAUGAAAAACAAUCAAGUUAAAGAAAAAUGGAACUAUGAUAUUUGUAUUUAGUAAAGGUGUUCUGCCAUUACAAACGGCUUGCCCAAAAGCUUGCUUAGCACACAGCUGCCCAAUGUGCCCAUGCCUAAAUCCACCCGUUUGUUACAUUUUAGAGUAUGUAUCACAAUUUUAAGACCACUAAACAGAACCGGUAUCCUUUUGCAAUUUUUUUGGUUGCACACUAAACUGUGUGUGUAAACCCUGUGCAUUUUUCUUGACAUAUCAUCAGCCCAGCAAUAUGUUGUAAAAGCAGGACUUUAUUCAUUAUUCUGGGGCUGCAUGAGUGAAUAUGAAAGAUUUACUGAAGGUAACUCUUUAAUUUAUUAAGUAAUUAAUGGUUUGGUUUUGUUAGGAUUAUUUAGCACUUUUAAAUAAGACUCUAGAGGUUAAUUGACUAGUCAUUCUAUAAAGCAAUUGCUUGACAAUUAAAAUUCCUCAACAUAUUAACACUUUGUUGUCCUAAUUUGUACACCAACAAUAAAUAGAAGAAAAUGGUAGAUUCAUUUUUGGUGUUGCCUGAAGAUGCCCUAAUGAACACCCUUUUAUUAUCUCACUUACCAAAAUAAGUAAAUAAUAAUAACACAUUUUUUUGAAUAAUCACAUUGGAUUGGAAUUGCAAUGUUAUUAUUAUUAUUAUUAUUGUAUAACACUGAAUGGUACUAAAUUAGUGUGUAGAUAAUUGUUUUAUUUCUUACAAUAUGAUAGCUAAUGUGGUCUUUAUCACCAAAAGAUCUUUAUCACCAUGAGCUUGAUAGUGAUGACUAUGCAUAAACUGUACAGUACUAUUUAUGAGGCUUGUUGCUGAGGAAAACCUCAUCUGAUUGAUGGCAUUAAGGGGUUUCUUUUCAAUGGAUAUUCUGUAUUGAUUAAAUGCUUUGAAUCAGGGGUUUACAAACUGCAUGAACGUGUGAAUAUGUGUAGACAAUAGGCCUUUCAGUAAACCAUGAACACAACUUUGUAUCUUUCUCUUUUGUGAGCAUGGGUACACUCACUCAAAAUACAUACACUCCAUGCUAAAUUUAUGGGCCUGGAUUGUAGUAGCUGUAGUGGAAAAGGUGAUCUAAAUUUAGUGAGUAUUUAUUGCAUAUGUAGUGUCCACACUCACAUUGACUGAUGGAACAGGCCCCCCCUGAGUAUUCACAGUACUGUAUGUAUAAUGUAUGAAAGCUGUAUGAACUUUAAUAUCAAGCUUUUAAUGAAUAAAUGGGAUUUAUCAAUCUACAGGUAUGUAAAAAGACAUUUGGUACAUUAUUAUUGGGUAUAGUUUAGGGGGAGAAAUUGAAUAACUUAAGAUCCUAGACCGAACUCAGUUAUCUUACAAUAAUUGGCUUGUUUCUUAAUGUCCCUGUAUUAAUAAAAAAAUAACCUACAUUUUUAUCAAGAUAAAGAAAAAAGAUUGUAGUCUUACCUCACAUGGCAAACUGCAAUGAUGCAUGAUUAAGGUUUUUUUCUGUUCAUUUAUUAAUAUUUUGGUAUUAGCAGACUUUUUUUAAAAUUUGUUUUAAUUACAUUAGUUUGUUUUGGAGAAAGAAACAGCUAUGUUGCAUCAUAAAUCUAGUGUAUUUAUUGUUUGUGAUUAAUUCUAUCAAUUGAGCUGCUUUCUAUCAGUUCCUCUUGUCUAUCUCUCUAUCUAUCUCUUGUUGUGUGUGUGUGUGAGCAUACCAGUUUGUGUGGUAAUAAGUUGCAUAGCUCUGUAUGGUAUUUUCCAUCGCUGGUAGCACACUUAAAACAUAAUGCACUGUUCCAACUCAUGAGUUCUGUUAUUCCCAGUGAAUCAGCUCUAUGCAUGUUGGUGUGUGUGUA